This is a messenger RNA of Gastrolobium bilobum, 1664 nucleotides long. Its product is annotated as WRKY transcription factor 55. Lineage: Eukaryota; Viridiplantae; Streptophyta; Magnoliopsida; Fabales; Fabaceae. The record is from RefSeq and is a predicted model, not a curated record. Gene Ontology annotation, molecular function: sequence-specific DNA binding; DNA-binding transcription factor activity. The transcript is spliced from 3 exons. Gene Ontology annotation, biological process: regulation of DNA-templated transcription. The coding region runs from base 405 to 1508 and encodes 367 amino acids.
AUCCCAAACUGCAAAGAACUAGCACGCUAAAGAAGAAAACUUCCUACCUGGGUCACUUCUUCAAACCUUGAAAAUUCAUCAAAAAUAUUGGAGGUCUUAACAAGGAAACGGUUUCAACGGGGCAAAAGGGUCUCCUCAAGACCCAAAAUAAAAACAAUAAAUAAAAAACACUUUGAAUUUAAUUCCAAGUAGCUUAGACCAAAGACCAAGUCUUUUUUUCCACCAAAGUUCGCAUUCCACCUUUUCUAUAUUUUUUGUGCUUUCUCAAAUAGGAGUAUUUCCCUCUAAAAGAUACACAGAACCAACUUAGAAGCUUACCAAGAAACUUGCUCUUCUUAACAACCCUUUUAUAUUUUCACGCCUAUUGUUCAAAAAUCUUUGGCAAACCAGACAAAGCAGAAACCAUGGAAGAGGUCUUGAAUUCUAUUAAGCAUGCUUGUGAAUUGGCUCGAAACCUUGAAACAGAACUAACCAACAUGGCCAACCAGCCUAAUAUGCUAUCCUUGUCCAUUGAUGAGGUAGUGAAGACAUUUGGUGAUGCCAAAGAGAGGCUAUUGAUGAUGAUGUCCCAACAAAACCUAACGAUAACAGCUUCUUCUUCUUCUUCUUUUCCUCCAAUGCUGCUUCAUGAGCAUGCUCAGAUAGGUGCAAGUCCAACUUCAAUGCAGGGAUUGCUCGGCUCUGGAAGUUAUGCACAGGCAAUGGUGCAGCAACAACCGUUUGAUGUGAGGACUUUGCUUGAAACUAAGAUUAUAAGUGGUGGUGAUCUUCAGCAGUUAAGGUAUAGGGGCACCCUGCAGAUUGGUGAAAUGGGUGGGAGGGAUCUGGAAGGUUCAGCUGAGAGAUCAAAGGGGUCUGAAGGAGAAAUGCAAGGAAUAGAAGCAUCGCCCUCACGACAACGAAAAAGCAGCAGGAAGAAUGAUCCGGAGAAGAAAACAAUGAUGAUUCCUGCACCACUGGUUGGAAACACAGAGAUGCCACGGGAGGAUGGCUUCACUUGGAGAAAAUAUGGCCAGAAAGAGAUACUUGGCAAAAAAUACCCAAGGGGCUACUUCAGAUGCACACACCAGAAAUUAUAUGGGUGCCCAGCAAAGAAACAAGUACAAAGACUUAAUGACAAUCCAAACAUAUUUGAAGUAACAUACAGAGGAGAACAUACCUGCUACAUGUCCUCUACAGCACCAUCAUCAUUUCCACAAACACAACUACUAAUGGAUAUCUCAAACGACAUGAAUCAAACUACCAUUUCCCCACGGUUGUCUACAUCAUCAACUUCGGUUUCCGCGUGGCUGUCGUCGGCGAACCUCAACCUCCAGGGUGGCGGAGACGGCGGCGGCAGCAGCAGUGGUGGUGGUGCUGGGCCCUCUACUUCAAAAUAUGUUGCUGAUUAUCCGGUAGUGGAUAUGGCUGAUGCUAUGUUCAACUCGGGUAUUAGUAGCGGUCACAGUAUGGAAUCUCUCUUUCCUCCCGCUGAAGAUAAAUGGGAACAAGGUGAGAAGAAAAACUGAGAGGAAUAUAGUAAUUAAUUUUAACUUGAAUUCACUUUCCAAGAAUCUUAUUCUCAUAUUGAUUUAUAGGUAUAUAUACCAUGAUAUUUAUAUGGAAUUUUAUUUUCUCAUGUUGCAUGAGAAUUCAAUUCUCAUAUUGUGACACAACUAAUGGUG